CGGAACCACAGUGUCCGGCAUUCUGCUCCAGCCGGAAGCUUUAGGAAACGGCACGGUCAUGUGACAAGUGGCCGGAUUGAUUAAGAUAGCUAGCUAAUCUGAUAUAGUUUGCUUGCGUUUAGGUUCUGCAGUUAUAAGAAAUCAAAUAAAAUGUUGUUAGUAUUAAGCGACGAGCAUAAGGAACAUUUAGGGUUCCUACCAGAAGUGGACUCUGCAGUUGUUGGGGAGUUUGGACGAAUCGCCGUGGAAUUUCUGAGGAAAGGAUCAAAUCCUAAAAUUUACGAAGGGGCAGCAAGAAAGUUAAAUGUGACUGCUGAAAUCGUGCAGCAUGGAGUGGAGGGGCUUAUGUACCUUCUUUCAGAAAGCUCUAAACUCAUGAUCUCUGAGGUGGAUUUCCAGGACUCUGUUCUGGUACUGGGAUUCUCGGAAGAGCUGAACAAACUGCUCCUGCAGCUGUACCUAGAAAACAGGAAGGAAAUCCGCCUCAUCCUGAGCGAGCUGGCCCCUUCCAUGCCCCACUACCAUAACCUGGAGUGGAGGCUGGAUGCGCAGCUGGCCAGCAGGGCACUGCGGCAGCAAGUGAAGCCCGUGUUGAACCUGAAGCUGCAGCUGGACGACAAUGGGACCAGGCGUACCCACCUGCUGCAGACUGACCCAGCCACUCUGCUGCACCUCAUCCAGGAACUGGAGCGGGCGCUGGCCGAAGUGAAGACAAACCACUGUCGCAGGAUCCUGCGCAACAUCAAAUAGUGCCUGCCAGGGGCCACUGGGGGCCUCAGGGACCGGACAAAGCUACCACACCCUGUAUCAGGGACAGGAGGGGGCGCUAUUACCUCUAGCUAUUGUGGCCUGUAAAAUGUAAUGUGAGGCUGUAAAUAUUUCACAAAGUACAGGGCAGACUGAGUAUCAGUGCUCCCAAUGACAUCAGUUUAAUUACUUAAAAUCAACACCAACAGUAUGUGUGCACUUUGAAGAACUUGUACAUUAAGACAUUUGAACCUCGCCCUGUUUGUGUGAUAUUUUGUUUACUAUGAUAUCAGAUCGAUUUAUUGAACUUGUAGAAAUUCUAAGGUCGGGGGGGCUAGAACCUGUUCCAGAUGGCACAAGGCUGAGCUACAUCCAGGAUCUAUAGAUGCCAGUUAGCCUGAUUCUGUUCCCCAAUCCCCCAGACAGUCCACGUUUUUGCUCCCUCCCAGCUCCUAGUAGGAGCAAAAACAUGGGCUGUCUGGGGGUCCUUAAGGACUGGGUUGGGAGUCAGUGGCCUAAGUCGUGUCUUAGGACUUUGGGAGGAAUACCUCGUGACACGGGGAGAACGUGCAACUCCACACAUACAGAGCAGAGGUGGGAUUUGAAGCCCCCGUUUCUGAAGGUAUGAGGCAACAGUGCGACCUGCUGAGCCACCCUCUCUUUAAAGUUAGUACAUUCUCAACAAAAGCUCACAUUAAUAUAACAUGCUACUGUCUUCAACACCAUUAUAUUGGAGACUGUUUGAUACAGUGCUCACAGAAAGUCUUGGGAUGCUUAAUUCUGAAAACACAUAGCAAAUUUAUUAGUGUCAUAAGUCCAUUGACAAGCAAUGUUUAACAUAUCUGCACAUCUCUUUCCAAAAGACAUUUUCUUAAGUGUCUUAAUUUCUUGGCUGAAUCAUUCAGUUCCAUUCUUGCCAUUUUGCUAUUAACUGCAACUGUAGUCAUCUGCGCCCAAAUGGCUCACAAAGCAAUGCUUAACUAAUGUUUGGUGUCGUAUGUCAUUCUGAAGGUAUUGCUAAUUGAAAAGCAGCCAGUGAUGCUUGUCAAUGAACUUUUUAACUCGGAACAGCUCUUUUAGAACUUUAAUUUGGGUUUCAAUGUAUUACUACUUGAAUGUUUCACUUAAAACUACUGGUUUCGAAUGUGAUAUAUAUAUAUUUUGUAAAUAAAUGAGUAACAUAAUGAUUUUUUGUUACAAAACCAAUAAAUUUGAAAUAUUUUUACUGAACUGAGCAAGCGUCCCAAGAUUUACUGUGAGCACUGUAUGUUUGUAAGUUUGCUUUUUAUGGUCUGUAUGAAGUCAGUGGUGUUCAGAGCAGCUUGUAAUUCUGAUGAGUUUUUUGCUACUUGUUAUAAUCUGACAAAUUUUGAAUAAACAUAAUUGUAAUCACCUUA
This is a messenger RNA of Paramormyrops kingsleyae, 2144 nucleotides long. It is a transcript of the gene commd2, whose product is annotated as COMM domain containing 2. Lineage: Eukaryota; Metazoa; Chordata; Actinopteri; Osteoglossiformes; Mormyridae. The record is from RefSeq and is a predicted model, not a curated record.